Molecule: messenger RNA, 4131 nt
Organism: Monopterus albus (swamp eel)
Lineage: Eukaryota; Metazoa; Chordata; Actinopteri; Synbranchiformes; Synbranchidae
Gene: nectin3a
Product: nectin cell adhesion molecule 3a
Exons: 6
Coding region: 18-1841 (607 amino acids)
Biological process (GO): homophilic cell-cell adhesion; heterophilic cell-cell adhesion
Cellular component (GO): apical junction complex; adherens junction
Source: RefSeq, a predicted model, not a curated record
UGCGUGCGUGAAUACGUAUGCUACGUUUAUUUUGUUGUCCUGUGGAGUUGGUACAACCCACGCGGAUCGGUCGUUAUGGAGAGCAGCUCCCCAGGAGCGCUAGCCAGCCAGAGAGAGCAGGGACGAGCGAGGAGGAGGAGGACGGAUCAGUGAGAGCCGGAGCGCUCAGACAGAUAGGAACCAUGGAGAAACGAUUACCGAGGAGGAGUUUGCCGUCUAACGGACUGCGACUUUUAACAUCACUUCUCACCUUAUAUGGGCUUACAUCAGGUGUGACCAGUAACCAUGUGGUUGUUCCUGGGAAAGUGAAUGCGGUACUGGGGAAGAACAUCACACUGGGCUGCAGGAUAGAGGUGGGCUCCAACCUAAGUCUCACACAGAGCUCCUGGGAACGCCGUCUUCCUUCAGGCACUCUUACCGUGGCAGUGUUCAAUCCUCAGUAUGGAACCUCAUACUCUAAAGAAUAUGGCAAGCGGAUCUCAUUUGUUUCCCCUUCAAUACAAGAUGCUACCAUUACCCUUAAAGAAGUUGGCUUUGCAGAUAGCGGACUCUACACCUGUAAAGUGGCAACGUUUCCUCUGGGCAAUAAUGAAGCAUCAACCGUUGUCAGUGUAUUAGUGGAGCCAAAGGUGUACGUGUCCGCCGGCCCCACAGCUCUGCUGGAUGAUGGCAACGAGUCUGUGGUGGCCACCUGUAUAGCAGAGCGUGGCCGUCCCACCGCUGAGGUUUUCUGGGAAACAGAGCUGUAUGGGCGAAGUGAGAGGCAAAAUCGGGAUGAGCCCAAUGGCACCACCACUGUACAUGUGCACUACAUAUGGCAGCCGCAGAGCUACGCCCAGGGGAAGACACUCAUGUGCGUGGUGCGCCACCCAGCCCUCCAGACAGAGUUUCGCAUACCCUUCACACUCAAUGUUCAGUUUGCACCAAUGGUAUCCAUAAUUGGAGCUGACAAAAAUUGGUAUGUGGGUCAAGAAAAUGUGAAGUUGUUCUGUGGUGCCAAAGCCAAUCCACCUGUUCGUCAUUUCUCGUGGAUCAGGCUGGAUGGAUCGAUGCCUGAGAGUGUUGAGAUCUCAAACAGUAGCUUUGCUUUCACUCGUCCGCUGGAGCGCAGUGACUCUGGAGUGUAUCGCUGUGAAGUGAUGAAUGACAUUGGUGUCCGCAGUCAGGAUGUAAACCUCUGGGUACAAGAUCCUCCGCCUCACACAGCAGCCCCCAGCACCACUGCAUCACUCCUCCAAGACACCUUGAGAACCGGCACUGCGGUAGAUCAGCAAAGAGCCCUGUUCACCUCUCCGCCCCUGGCCUCCUUACCUGACAGCCUGGGUACUAUAAUUGGAGGGGCAGUGGGUGGAGUUCUGUUCCUGAUCCUCUUGCUGAUCUUAGGUGGGGCGUGUUUUAUGCGCCAGCGCAGAACCUUCAGAGGAGACUACUACACCAAACAGUACCUGGGACCAUCCGACAUGCAGAAGGAGUCUCAGCUGGAUGUGCUGCAGCCACAUGAGCUGCAGGAGGUCUAUGGGGACAAGACGAGCAAGGGCAGCCAGGAGGUGAAACCCAAACUGGGCGGAGACAUCAUUUACCCCGACUACACCCCUGAACAUAAGAAUAGGGAUGAUUGGCCUGAUAGGGGGGAAGCUCACAGGGGUGUCAAGGAGGGAAACUACUACCCUGAUCACUACAACAUCCAAAACAUGCACCCCUGUGCGCCCCCUGUGCACAGCCCAAUAGUGAACAAUGGCUCCCCCUACUUCCCGGAGGACUGCUUUGACAACGGUACAGACAGCGACUAUGUGUCCCACAUGGACGGAUCUGUGAUCUCACGCAGGGAGUGGUAUGUUUGAAGAAAGGAGUGAAAGAGAAAUGGACAAAUGACUGACUGAGAAUAAUUUAAUAAGUGACAGAUUUGUCAUUUCAGUUAAAGGAUGAAUACAAUUUCUCAGCUCAGUUUCACAGUGAGCUUUUUGAAUAAUACUGCUCUGCCUUGAUUGUAACCACUUAACCUUAAGGACAUGUUUGUGGAUUGUAUUACACUUUUGUAGCAUUUCAAGGAGCUAUAAAUAUGCCGGAGCGCCUCAGUGAUAUCUGUGUAAGCUUAAGAGACUUUGGCGUACAGUGAAGUUUCAGCUGAUGUGAAUGAGGUUUUGUAUUCUGCUUGUUUGUGUUUUCUCCUGUCUUUAACACAGGUUAGGCCUUCAGACCCUUGUUAGUGAAGUAUUUAUAUCCACGACUGACUGAGCUCUGCUCGCUUCUGUGGCAUUUUAAAAGUGGCCUCUUGAUUGCUUACAGCGGUGAAAUAUUUAUCAUGGCUGUGACCAGUAUUUAAAGCAAAUUAUAUUGCAUGAUUUUUUAGGAAACAAAAUGUGUCAUCAAUUUAAAGGGAAAAUCACAUGAUUAAAAGGGAGAAUUUUACAGGCACCAUCCUGAGGGAAAAGGAAGAUGACUGAUGUUACAGUAGUACAUCACAAUAAUAAACAAAAAACAAAAAACGUGAAAAAAAAAUUUGUGCCUCACAAACUUUUGGUCAAGUUCUUCAUUAGCUUUUUCAAACUUGGAGUAUAAUCCAAAGGCAUGCCAGCUGCCUGACACAGAGAGAGGUCACUCUUUGUUUCAGCUACAGUUCAUCUUAUUGUUUUACAGAUAAUCCUUAACAUUUCAGUUCUGGUUGAUUUGGUGACACCCAUGGUUACUGUAGUAACAGCAAGUGUGGUUUAAUACUGCAUCAGCCACUCCUUGAACAGCUACUUUGUCAGAAAUAGCAAAGGAGCACCAGCUGUAUCUGAUAAUAGUGCAGCCUAACAAAGUCACAUUUUGAUCAUUAAUUUAAUGAAAAAUAAUUGCAAACAUGAUCCGAUCACACACGCCACAUGGCCGGGUAGUUUUUAACACAACAACCACCUUGAUGAGGCCCGUUGUUGAUGAACGAUUACAAUCAGCACUAACCGUGGUGGUGUGUACUUUGUGUUUUCUUGUGACUUAAUACAGCUCUGGCACUGUAUGAAGAGAAUGAACUGUACACCAUGGCCGAUGAAAUUACGCUUGAUUACAUUCAUGUUUUUUGUUUUUUUUUUUUUUUAAACCUGUAAACAUUUCCCACUUUGGUGGACAAUCUGAAUCCAGUGCAGGAAAGGCAGACUCCGCCAGUAACAAUGGAAAAACUACUAUAGAGAGAUGAUUAUAGAAAAGUUAAAUUGCCGCAGCAAUAAAAGAAUUCCAAGCAUCAAAAAUGCUUUUUGAGUUGACAUACUAAGGAUUACAACUUUAACCCAAAUACACUGCUAUCAGUAUUGAGAUGUUAAUCCAGUCACAUUCUUACAAUGAAAAAAAGCACAAUUUUGUUAUUGCAGAUGUCAGCAAGCAUCAGAGAAAGCCCACCAGGCCUUAGCCUUCUCCACUUAGCCAUGAUAACAGGCUGCAUCACUGUCUUUUCCAUUUCCCCUCCUCCUUAUCCUCUGAUUUCUGUCUGCAAGACUAGCACCAAUUGGUCAUUAUAGUUUUUAUUUAAGCAUGGGAUCAAAGCGAUGUGUUAUAAAUACCAGAUGCGACUAUAACAGCUGUCAUCAUCUGACGUUAUGUGGCUUCAUAAACCACAAACAGUUUCACUGCUGCCACUAAACACUCCACAGUCGUGAUUCAUGGUGGUAAGCAAGCAAAAUACUUAUGGGGAAAAAACAGAAAAGGAGCAAUAAACAAAUCCUUCAGCGUCAGUUUAUAUGCAUUUGAAGUCUGGGUAUUCCAGUACCUUGGAUACAGUGUAAGUGGCUGAUCACAUAACAGGCUGUAAUGUUGGGGAUUUGCUCCUCAGCAGCUCACUUGAGGAUAGACAGCGAUCAUGGAAACUAGAAAUUUAAUCCAUGAUUGAAAAAAUAGGUUUAAGACGUUUCUAGGUUAGGGCUUUCUGUGUAAUGGCUCCUUAAGGGAUUUUUCUUUUCUUUUUGUACAAACAACAGACCCAGUGAAAAUUGAAACAAAAGAGUUGACAUAAUCAGUGAAUUGGUGAUCUCAUCUCACUGAUGAUUUGACCUUGCACUUCCUUUUUGUUUUGUUUGUUUCCUCAGGAAUGAUACGUGGAUCAGAGUGGCCUCACAUGAAAGGGAAAGCAGAUCCCCAUUUAGUCAAUCAGGUUGUUUGUUG